AUGCCAAAGUACUAUUGCGACUACUGCGACACAUUUCUGACGCACGACUCGCCGUCGGUGCGAAAAACACACAACGGGGGAAGGAAGCACAAGGAUAACGUUAGAAUGUUCUAUCAGAAAUGGAUGGAAGACCAGGCGCAGAAGCUCGUCGAUCAGACUGCGAGAGCAUUUGCCACGAAUCGAAUGCACGGCGCGGUGCCACGUACAACGAUGGGAAUGGCGCCGGUGCCACCGGUUGGUCACCAUCCGAUGAUGGGCGGUCCACCAGGAAUGCCAAUGAUGGCGCCACGUCCGUUCCCAGGACCGCCAGUUGGAUUUCCGGGAGCUCCAGGGCUUGCUCCAUUCCCUGGACCACCAAUGGGACUCGCCGGACCACCGGGAAUGCCACCAAUGAUGCCACGCCCACCGCAGCAAUUCCGUCCAAUGUGA
Messenger RNA from Caenorhabditis briggsae, 429 nucleotides. The coding region runs from base 1 to 429 and encodes 142 amino acids. The transcript is spliced from 4 exons. Gene Ontology annotation, molecular function: pre-mRNA 5'-splice site binding; zinc ion binding. Gene Ontology annotation, cellular component: nucleus; U1 snRNP. Gene Ontology annotation, biological process: mRNA 5'-splice site recognition; mRNA splicing, via spliceosome; spliceosomal snRNP assembly. NCBI's taxonomy places the organism in Eukaryota, Metazoa, Nematoda, Chromadorea, Rhabditida, Rhabditidae. The record is from RefSeq and is a predicted model, not a curated record.